GGGAUCCUCGCCCGGCACAGGCGCGGUCACCGGCAGGGGUUGUUACGGAGUUGGGUGCAGGAUUCGCCUUUCCUGAUCGUCUCUUCUCCGCCCAGGAUUUAUUGUCUGUGGAGCCUUUGGGGGGUGGGGUGGGAGCUGCGCCUCCGCCACCGCCGCCGCCGCCGCCGCCGCCGCCGCGGUCGCUAGCGCGGCGCGCAGGGCAGGCAGAGGCUGGGGAGUGGACGCGCUCCUGCCUCCCCAGCUGGCGCUUCGGGCUUCCCCUCGGACGCUUCCCGCGGGAACCUCUCCAGCCGUCCACCUGAAGGGCACCGGCAUCAUGGUCUAACGUGGCACCUUCCGGAUUCCCCUCAGUCUCCUGUUCUUCCUACCUUCUACUCCCCUCCUCUCCUCCUUCGAGGACCCUGGCGCCCACUCCACUGCGGACACCUGAACACUUAAGGAAUAACCGUUGGCAGCUGCACCGCUACGCUCUCCGGAACCUCAUGGGCAGUUUCUCCCGCCGGCGAUGAUGGAGAACCUAAUAAGGGGAAGGAAUCCCCCACAAUACCAGAGAAGUCCUUGUAAAGAGGUUCGUGCAGCACUUCGGAAGAGGCCUGAAGAGGAGUGAGCCCGCUACAUGAAAAAAAAUGCAAGUCAAAGUGGUCACAACCUAGAAGUCUGCAGAGACAGGAAUAACUAGCAAUGCAGUGCCUGGAGAUGACCACCAAACGGAAAAUCAUCGGCCGUCUUGUGCCGUGCAGAUGUUUCCGAGGUGAAGAAGAAAUCAUUUCAGUUUUAGAUUACUCCCACUGCAGUCUUCAGCAGGUGCCAAAGGAGGUCUUUAACUUCGAACGAACAUUAGAGGAGCUUUAUCUAGAUGCCAAUCAAAUUGAAGAACUACCCAAGCAAUUGUUCAACUGUCAAGCUCUACGAAAACUAAGUAUUCCUGAUAAUGACCUUUCAAAUCUGCCAACCACUAUUGCUAGUUUAGUUAAUCUUAAAGAACUCGACAUCAGUAAAAAUGGUGUACAAGAAUUUCCAGAAAACAUAAAGUGCUGUAAGUGUUUAACAAUUAUUGAAGCCAGUGUCAAUCCCAUUUCUAAACUUCCUGAUGGCUUCACACAGCUCCUAAACCUGACCCAGCUCUACCUGAAUGACGCCUUUCUUGAAUUUCUUCCAGCCAAUUUUGGAAGACUUGUCAAAUUGCGGAUCUUGGAGUUAAGAGAAAAUCACUUGAAAACUCUACCAAAGUCAAUGCACAAACUGGCCCAGUUGGAAAGACUUGACCUAGGCAAUAAUGAAUUCAGUGAGCUGCCUGAAGUUCUGGAUCAAAUACAAAAUUUGAGGGAGUUAUGGAUGGAUAAUAAUGCAUUACAAGUGCUACCUGGGUCUAUAGGGAAGUUAAAGAUGUUGGUAUACCUGGAUAUGUCCAAAAACAGAAUAGAAACAGUUGACAUGGAUAUUUCUGGAUGUGAAGCCCUUGAGGACCUCUUAUUGUCAUCCAAUAUGUUGCAACAAUUGCCUGACUCUAUAGGACUUUUGAAAAAACUAACUACUCUAAAAGUAGAUGACAAUCAACUUACGAUACUACCCAAUACAAUCGGAAAUUUAUCUUUAUUAGAAGAAUUUGACUGUAGCUGUAAUGAACUGGAGUCACUACCUUCUACCAUUGGCUACCUUCAUAGUCUUCGAACAUUAGCAGUUGAUGAGAAUUUCCUUCCAGAAUUACCCAGAGAAAUUGGAAGUUGUAAGAAUGUUACAGUCAUGUCUCUACGCUCCAACAAAUUAGAAUUUCUUCCUGAAGAGAUUGGACAGAUGCAGAAACUUAGAGUCCUAAAUUUGAGUGACAACAGAUUGAAGAAUUUACCAUUCUCAUUUACCAAACUUAAAGAGCUUGCAGCUUUGUGGCUUUCUGACAAUCAGUCCAAAGCCCUUAUCCCUUUACAAACAGAAGCCCAUCCAGAAACAAAGCAAAGGGUAUUGACUAACUACAUGUUUCCCCAGCAGCCUCGUGGUGAUGAAGAUUUCCAGUCAGACAGUGACAGCUUUAACCCUACACUGUGGGAAGAACAGAGACAACAACGCAUGACUGUAGCCUUUGAAUUUGAAGACAAAAAGGAAGACGACGAAAAUGCUGGGAAAGUUAAGGAUCUCUCCUGCCAAGCCCCCUGGGAAAGGGGCCAGCGUGGGAUUACUCUCCAACCUGCCAGACUGUCUGGCGAUUGCUGCACACCAUGGGCCAGGUGUGAUCAGCAGAUCCAAGAUAUGCCCGUCCCCCAGAAUGACCCACAGCUGGCAUGGGGUUGUAUAAGUGGCCUCCAGCAGGAAAGGAGCAUGUGUACUCCAUUGCCAGUUGCAGCACAAUCCACCACUCUUCCCUCUCUAAGUGGCAGACAGGUUGAAAUAAACCUAAAACGAUAUCCAACUCCUUACCCAGAGGAUUUAAAGAAUAUGGUAAAAUCUGUUCAAAAUCUGGUGGGUAAGCCAAGCCAUGGAGUGCGUGUUGAGAAUUCAAAUCCAACUGCUAACACGGAGCAAACUGUGAAAGAAAAAUAUGAACACAAGUGGCCGGUAGCCCCAAAGGAGAUUACAGUGGAGGAUUCUUUUGUUCAUCCAGCUAAUGAAUUGAGGAUUGGGGAACUUCACCCUUCAUUAGCUGAGACCCCUCUGUACCCACCCAAACUUGUUCUGCUAGGGAAGGACAAAAAAGAAUCAACUGAUGAGUCUGAAGUUGACAAAACUCACUGUCUGAAUAACAGUGUUUCCUCAGGCACUUACUCAGACUACUCGCCUUCCCAGGCUUCCUCAGGAUCCUCUAACACCCGGGUUAAAGUGGGGUCCUUGCAGACAACAGCUAAAGAUGCAGUACAUAAUUCUUUGUGGGGUAACAGGAUUGCACCAUCUUUCCCACAACCUCUUGAUGCAAAGCCAUUACUCAGUCAGCGAGAGGCUGUUCCCCCAGGGAAUAUACCACAGCGUCCUGACCGGCUGCCAAUGAGUGAUGCUUUCACUGACAACUGGACUGAUGGCUCACAUUAUGACAACACAGGGUUUGUUGCUGAGGAAGCCACCGCCGAGAAUGCCAACAGUAAUCCCCUCUUAAGUUCGAAAUCUAGAAGCACAUCUUCGCAUGGACGCAGGCCUUUGAUCAGGCAAGAUAGGAUUGUUGGUGUUCCCCUGGAACUCGAGCAGUCUACACACAGACACACACCAGAAACAGAAGUGCCUCCUUCCAAUCCUUGGCAGAAUUGGACCAGAACCCCUAGUCCGUUUGAAGACAGGACCGCUUUUCCUUCCAAAUUAGAGACAACCCCCACUACUAGCCCAUUGCCUGAGAGGAAAGAACAUAUAAAGGAAUCUACUGAAAUACCUAGUCCUUUUUCUCCAGGUGUACCAUGGGAGUAUCAUGAUUCCAAUCCCAACAGGAGUCUUAGUAAUGUCUUUUCUCAAAUCCACUGCCGCCCGGAAUCUUCUAAAGGUGUUAUUUCAAUUAGCAAAAGCACAGAGAGGCUUUCUCCCUUAAUGAAAGAUAUCAAGUCCAAUAAAUUCAAAAAGUCACAGAGUAUUGAUGAGAUUGACAUUGGUACAUACAAAGUGUAUAACAUACCAUUAGAAAACUAUGCUACUGGGAGUGAUCACUUAGGAAGCCACGAACGACCAGAUAAGAUGCUGGGACCAGAGCAUGGUAUGUCCAGUAUGUCUCGAAGCCAGUCAGUCCCGAUGCUGGAUGAUGAGAUGCUCACCUACGGAAGUAGUAAAGGGCCACAACAGCAAAAAGCUCCUAUGACAAAAAAAGUCUAUCAAUUUGACCAAAGCUUCAAUCCUCAAGGAUCAGUGGAAGUGAAAGCCGAAAAGAGGAUACCACCGCCUUUUCAACACAAUCCUGAGUACAUGCAACAGGCCAGCAAAGACAUCGCCAAGGAUUUGAUUAGUCCUAGAGCUUACAGAGGAUACCCACCGAUGGAGCAGAUAUUUUCAUUUUCUCAGCCAUCUGUGAACGAGGAUGCUGUGGUGAAUGCCCAGUUCGCAAGCCAAGGGGCCAGGGCAGGCUUCCUGAGAAGGGCCGACUCCCUGGUGAGCGCCACAGAAAUGGCCAUGUUUAGGAGGGUCAAUGAGCCUCACGAGCUGCCCCCUACUGAUAGGUACGGCAGACCUCCAUAUAGGGGAGGGCUGGAUCGCCAAAGCAGCGUUACAGUGACUGAGUCCCAGUUCCUGAAAAGGAAUGGCAGGUAUGAAGAUGAACACCCUUCAUAUCAAGAAGUGAAAGCUCAGGCGGGAAGUUUUCCAGUUAAAAACCUUACCCAGAGGAGGCCAUUGUCUGCAAGAAGCUACAGUACAGAGAGUUACGGUGCCUCCCAAACCAGGCCAGUUUCAGCUAGGCCUACUAUGGCAGCUCUUUUGGAAAAAAUACCAUCUGACUAUAACUUGGGUAACUAUGGUGACAAGCCAUCAGAUAACAGUGAUUUAAAGACGAGGCCUACUCCUGUGAAGGGAGAGGAGAGCUGUGGUAAAAUGCCUGCAGACUGGAGACAACAGCUGCUUAGACAUAUAGAAGCUAGACGGUUAGACAGGAAUGCUGCUUACAAACACAAUACAGUUAACCUUGGCAUGCUGCCCUAUGGAGGUAUUUCAGCAAUGCAUGCAGGCAGAAGCAUGACUUUAAACUUGCAGACUAAGUCUAAAUUUGAUCAUCAAGAACUACCUCUUCAUAAAACCCCGUCCCAGCAAAGCAACAUUUUAGACAAUGGACAAGAAGAUAUAUCUCCUAGUGGCCAAUGGAAUCCUUAUCCACUUGGGAGGCGGGAUGUACCUCCGGACACCAUUACUAAAAAGGCAGGCAGCCACAUCCAGACAUUGAUGGGGUCCCAAAGCCUUCAGCAUCGCAGCCGGGAGCAGCAGCCAUAUGAGGGAAAUAUAAACAAAGUGACCAUCCAGCAAUUUCAGUCACCAUUGCCUAUUCAGAUCCCCUCUUCACAGGCCACCCGGGGACCUCAGCCUGGACGGUGCUUAAUUCAAACUAAAGGGCAAAGGAGUAUGGAUGGAUAUCCAGAGCAGUUUUGUGUGAGAAUAGAAAAGAAUCCUGGCCUUGGAUUUAGUAUCAGUGGUGGAAUCAGUGGACAAGGAAAUCCAUUCAAACCUUCUGACAAGGGUAUCUUUGUUACUAGGGUUCAGCCUGAUGGGCCAGCAUCAAACCUACUGCAGCCUGGUGAUAAGAUCCUUCAGGCAAAUGGACACAGUUUUGUACAUAUGGAACAUGAAAAAGCUGUAUUACUACUGAAGAGUUUCCAGAACACAGUAGACCUAGUUAUUCAACGUGAGCUUACUGUCUAAAUAUUUUUUAUAAAUAGUGAAGAUACGUCUAGCCAGACCUAAUGUUCAAAAAUAAAUUUAUACAUAGAAACAAAUUUUGCCAAUUGCUGGACCAAUGGCAAACAUUAGUGCCAAAUGUAUAAUACUAUAUGUUAGCACUGAUCAUCCUUAACAAUGUUAACUCUAUAAAUAUGAUGUUCAUGUGGUUAUGUAUUAGUUUUAAUUGUCAGCCUCUGGCUGUGCAUUGGUGCAGUUUUGUUUCUGUUUUUGUUUUUGUUUUUAAUCAAAUAAGUUUCUUCUCAAAGUGAAUUUCAUAUAAUUUCGGAGCACGGAAGCACACACAAGCUCUUUAUGAAUUCUGCUCUCCAUCAGAAACACUGCCUCAAAGUUGUAUAUGCCUUUAUAUAGAAAAUACAAAUAUAAAGAAUUGUAAUUCCCAUGAAAUAUUUCUAGCACAAGGUAUAUGUUGGCAUAUAUACAAAAAGAAUAUAGAGAAAAACAAUAUUUUCAUAAACUAAACAUCUCGGAUAGAGAAAAAAUAUAUCUUAAAAUAAGACUUUACUAUAUUGAAUCUUUUUCAAUAAAAAUUACAUGAUAAUGCCUUAUGAAAGUAACUGUACAUAUGGUAUAAAGUGUUUAUAUUUGGUUCCAUAUUCAUUUGCUAAAUUCUCAUAACACAGAGUGAAAUAUUUCAUAAAUUAGCCAUUUAUCUCUGGGACCCGAAUAAAAAUAGGAUGAACUAAUUUGUUCAAUGCCUUUAGCUAAUUACAAUACAUGCGGCGUUUAGAAACAGACUAAAGGACAUUGUAGUUAAGUCUUUUUCACCACAAAUUUAAGCAGUGGAUGAUGGGUGGCAGGAAAGGUAUUGCUUUAUUUCUUUCAAGUUUAUGUUGAUUAUAAACUGUAGCCCCCGUGAUUUCUUUACUUGUAAAUGUGGAAUUUAUUUGUGUGUUGCUUAAUCUAAUUUGCUACUUUUAAAUUAUUUAAAAUUAGCUUCAGAAAUUGAUAAAAUUUAUCAUUAAGAAAGACUGCUGUUAGAAAGUAAUGGUGGGUAAUUUUAAAUCCUUGGUAUUUAAAUAUGAAACUUCAAAUAUAAUUUCUCAGAGCUGUGGUUUACCUGUAUUAUUAAUUUAAAUGGCUGUUCUUCUGAGCAGAAAUAGAUAAAAUACUUUUUUUUUUUCCAAAAACUGUUUCAAGGUAUGUAAAAUCCUGAAUGCUUUCUCACUGGAGAGAAAGACAAGAAUGGUUAAUGUAGAAUUAUUUACUUUUCCAUUGAAACUACUUUCCUAUAUAAAUGAUCAAAAUUUAUUUUAUAAUCCUUCAAAAUAUUUAUCUUUCAUAUUAGUCAUUAGUUUGAUUGCAAUAUUAAUUUGAAAUUCCAGGAUAAUUUCCCAGAGUUGUUUGCAUGCAUUCUCUUUCAUAAUUUCACAUAAUUCUUUUGUUAUAUAAUGAAUUUACUUUACAUGCUAGUGUUUCAAGUAUUGUAUGAGGAUUUUCACAGUAGUAUCACUUAUCAAUGUCACCAAAGCUCUGAGAAUAAUAUUUGUAAGUUAAUUGUUUUAUGGGGACAUUGAAAAUAUUGUAUUUUUGUAGGGCCUAUUAAAAUGAGUGUCACUUAUUAGAAGUACAGUGGUAUUUUUUGGCAAUAGAAUUUGUCACUUGAAGGCAAAUAAUACUUCACUUUAUAGAUGAUGCACUAAUUUUGAUGUUGCUUUAUGUCAAGGUGACAUUAUACCAUGAUUUUAUAGGGUUCGAUAAUUAGCUAAUGAUUAAAUGAUUGGCCUAUUUAAUAUGUUUCCCAGAAGUAACUUUUAAAUGCAUUUUAAUUCAUUGAGAGUUUCAGGUGAGAAAUGUAUUUCAGAGCCUAAUUUUCUUUGUUGAAAACUCAUGUCAAGCCACCAUGUCCAGAUGUCAUAGGAUGAUCAUCAUUAAUCAAGAUAGAGGCCUUUACUAGCCUCAUAAGAUUACUUAAAGAAAAAACAAACCCAUGGCUGUAGUUUGGUGGCAAAGAAACAUCUGAAAUCAUCCCAUCAGUUUUUCUUAGUCUUUUAUGGGAGGAGAGGGAGAAGAGCCAGAUAUAUACCUGCCCCAAGUCUUUUUCUUAUGUCAGGUUUCUGCAUCAAACCCAGGGCUUCAGGACAUCCUUCUGAGGUACACAGCUGAGAGGAUCAUGAUCCUCAUAAACACCUCUUCCACUACUGAUGUGACAACAUUGUCCUGAGCCACUACUUUAGUACUUCCUGUGCUGCAGUUCAGAAAUGAGGAAAAGAGAGAAGGGAUCCUUGACCAACUGGAAAAGUUACCUGAUAUGCCAAAGCACCUCACUGUCAGUUGUACUGCCAUGUUGCAUACUGAGAGCAGGCAGGUCAUAAUGAAAAGAGGCAGGCCAGGCGCGGUGGCUCACACUUGUAAUCCCCGCAUUUUGGGAGGCCAAGGCAGGCAGAUCACUUGAGGUCAGUUUAAGAGCAGCCUGGCCAACAUGGUGAAACACCAUCUCUACUAAAAAUACAAAAAUUAGCUGGGAAUGGUGAGGCAUGAGAAUCAAUCGCUUGACCCAGGAGACAGAGGUUGCAAUGAGCUGAGAUCAUGCCACUGCACUCCAGCCUCGGCAACAGAGUGAAACUCCAUCCCAAAAAAAUAAAUAAAUGUAGAAAAGAGGCAAUAUUUUUUAGGUCUAUGGAAUAGAAUUACUAAGCACUUGAGGGGGAUAAACCUAACAGAUUCUAUAGGUGAUGAAAACCAAUUAUACAUUGAUUUUUGAUUAUUGACUUUUUGCAGUAACUGGUUUUGCUGCCUGAAAUUAAAAACUGGUUCAUUUUAACAAUAAAAAAGAAAAGUCAAGGGCUUGCCUUUAAAAAAAAGAAAAAGAAAAGUCAAUAACAACAAAAGGACUGGAAUUCAUGAUGGCUCCAAUAGCCUCUGCCUCUUGGUCUUCAAUUUUUAUUGGACUCUGUCUGCCGAGGAAACUGUUUAUUUGUGAUGAGUCAGUGAGAUCUAAUGGAGGAGAUGGAGAAUGAUUAGAGGUGGAAAGAGCAAGUGAUGAAAAUUACUAGUAGAACUGCUGCAAAUUUUGCAAAACAAAUAGACAUUAGUGGACAAUCUUUUUAACUAUUUACAAGGCUUGAAAUAUUUUGUCAUAAAAACUCUGCUAUGAUAACUCCAGCCUUCUGACAAUACAAUAACCUAAACACACAGAAUAACUUCAAAGUACAAGUGCAUUUUUGACAAGGAAUAUUCAAACUCACUAUGAAAUACAAAUAUUUACAUUACACUGAUCUGUUGCUUAUUGAAGCCUUAUAAAAGAUAUGUAUCUCCAUUACUUAGAAUUGUAUUAGGUUGCUGCAAAAGUAAUUGCAGUUUUUACCAUUGAAAAUAGGGGCAAAAACCGCAAUUACUUUUGUACCAACCUAAUACAGAUGUAAAACCAUCUGAAUUGUUUCUGGACCUUACCUUGGAUCACAACCUUUGAGAUGGAAAACAGCUUUAAGGAGAGACUGACAAGCCAAUGUUAAUUUGCUUUUAAUCUUAAAGAUGAUCGCACACAUAUCACUAAUGUAAUUGCUUAUUUAAAAAUAGGACUGACAUAUCUUUCAACUGGCGUGAGCUAAAGAGAGAGAGAAGAUUCAGAGGGGAGAAAACAUGGAAGAAAUUAGAUUUAUAUAUUCAGAUAUUAAAUGAAAAGUAUCUGAAUUUGUCAAAAUGGUUAGAUAAAAAAACAUUUUAUUUUUAAUCAUAAAAUCUAUUUAAUAUAUAUUUAAUAUCUAUUAAUAUUUAAGCUUUCCAAUGUAAAGCUUUGGAAAACAUAGUGUGCUUGGCACUUUGUCUUUCCAUUGUCUCUUAAUGCUAUCCUUAAUGAAUUUCUACCCUUCAUUGGCACAUAGAUCAAAUAUGUCUGAUCAAUAUAUUCUUAUCAAGAGACAAGAAUACAACAUAACCAGGUCAAAAGCCACACUGGUAUAGGACUGCCACUCAAAGUCUUUGAUAAAUGCGAUCAAAGAACACGUUUGACUGAUUUCUGAUAUGCUGACCCAACAGCAAGUUUUUUGGCAAACUGGGUCAGUAAAAAGUUAUGCAAAUAAUGAAAUCCAAUACGUUAAGAAGAUGGGUCCUUUAUCUGGUAUAAAGAAAAGCAGGGUUGAAGUUCUACUGUAGUUCCUUUCACAGAAAUGCUAAAUCUUACCAAGCUUAAUUAAAUGCUCAAACUCUGGGUUGGUAAUAUGUCCUCUCUUCAUAUUUGUAGCUACCUGGUCUUCUGGGACUUGGGGGAAAAUCUCCAGAUUAGUGAUCACUUGCAUGAACAUUUUUCCUUAGCAAUACAACCACCUUCUUUUAAGAAAAGCAUCUUUCCUUGGCCCAGGAUAUUUCCCAUCACCCACCAAAACCAUACUCAAAGAAUACAUUAUAGCAAGAAAACAGCGUGUGGGCUGUGGACAAAUAGAUGUGCACUACGUAAAGCACAUGGGUUAGUAUUACAGGAGAUCCUGAGUGUCAGCUCCAUUUUGAUCUAAACUAUUCAGGGAAUGUAUAUUCCAAGACGCACCACUUGUACAAACUAAGGUAGAUGCAAUCAAGUUUUCCAGUCAUAUCCUGAACCUUCUGGGAGCAUUUCUGACCUGUCUUCAUUGCUGCAGUUGCUGCUGUAGAUCCAUCCCUCCAACUCCCCCUGUUUUCCGAAGGCAGUGGAUGUCUGCUUCUAUUCUGCUGAAACAAAGAUAAGAGGCCCCCUUCAAGUGAUAGCUGUUCCAAGAGCCUUGAGUAUCAACAGAUAGUUACAGUUCCCAAUUUGGGAAGAAAUUUCUUGGGUGAUCCAGGAACCUGGUGUAGUAACAUUAACCAAGGCCCAAAGAUGGAGUACUUACAAUGUUACUGACAACAGCAAACAAAGCUUGUCUGCAAUGGUGAGGGUGGCAAUGCCUUUAUAAAACUGUUUUCACUUCUGUUUUUAAAACAUUGGAUUUUGCUGGAUUGAGGGACUUUCUCUAAGCCUCUCAGCUGCUUCUUACUGGGACAUGUUCCAAUCUUCCUUACUUUCAACACUGUCUGCAAGAGAAUGGUUUGGAAACACUCCCUGGUAAGGAUAUAAAUUGCCCAGCAUCUACUUUGGAGAAUUCAGAUACUUUUUAAAAACUGAGGAGGAACAUCUACUCUAAGUUUUUAUUUAAAAUACAUACAGUUAAAGUAUAGGAAUAUUGAAUCCCUUGGAUUUUAACCAUGUGAUUAUGUCAAUCUUCUCUGAGAACAGUUCUAUUGAAAGUAAAGAGAAGAGACCUGAGAAAGGAGACAUAAUUUACUGAUUAACUUCAGAGGCAUUUCUUUGGCUGGUAGAGUCCUCCCAGUUGGGUUCUGUGUAGGGCAGCUCAUGCUUUUUGUAACACACUGAGCCCUGAGCAAUGUAAGAAAUGGGCCUGGAUUAAGGCAUGCAGAUAUGAGGCUAUCUCUGCACAAAUUGUCUGCAAAACACUCCUUUUGUGCCUAAUUUUGUUAUGACAGCACCUCAAAAAUUAGAAGGUUGUGAACUUAAGGCAACAUUGAUGUAAAAAUUACAUGACUCUUACCAGUCUAAUGUUGGGAAUACUACAGAGUCCUACCCAAAGACAAGGUCUGGGCCAGAUUUCUGCAGCUGAGAUUUUCAAACCAGGUCUAAUUCUCUCUUCUCCUUAAAAAAAAAAAAAAAGGAGAGAGAGACUUACAAUUCUUUUUUUCAUUUAUGUUACUUAUUUUAUUUUAUUUAUUUAUUUUUUGAGACAAAGUCUUGCUCUGUCACCCAGGCUGGAGUAGAAUGGCACUAUCUCGGCUCACUGCAACCUCCACUUCCUGGGUUCAGGCAAUUCUCAUGCCUCAGCCUCCUGAGUAGCUGGGAUUACAGGUGCAUGCCACCACCCGGGCUAAUUUUUUAUUUUUAGUAGAGACAGGGUUUCACCAUGUUGGCCAGGUUGGUCUCAAACACCUGGCCUCAAACGAUCCACCUGCCUCAGCCUCCCAAAGUGCUGGGAUUACAGAUGUGAGACACUGUGCCCAGCAUUUCUUCAUUCUUUAAACUAGCAUAAAUUUCACUGGGUAUAGACAUUGGUGUUAAAAAACAAGUUAAAUGAAUCACCCAAUCUUUCUCUAGUUUUGAAAGUAUAUUUUUUCUAUCACUGUUGUACAAGUGUAUUGCUUGUGCUUAUUUUUUCCUUCUUCAAAAUAACAGGUUGAGUAAGCAGCCUAAUAAACAGCCAAGUAUCUUUACAUCCAGAGUAAAAUAUCUUAGUACAGGAACUUUGAUUUUCAUAGCAAACUCAUGUAUUUCCUCCACAGGAAAAUAUUUACUGUAGCAGAAUCUCCGAAGCCUAAAGUGCGUUAUUUAUAAAUUCAAAACACUUGGAGACAUUUCAUUGAAGAAUAUAACAAAAACAUUAAAUAUGAUGAUUAUAAAUGUUGAGAUAAAUAUUUGUUGGGCAUCAACUACAUAUCAGGUACUACAAGGGAUAUAAUGUGAUCUCCUCAGCACAGAAUCUCAGUCAAGAGGAAAGAUAAGAGAAGUUCCAGAUCAAAGACAGUACAAGGCAAUGUGGUGAGUCCCUCUGUUCCUGCCCUCAACCAAUCGUAUUGCAAAAGGAAAUAGAGUCUUUAUCUGGUCAAAUCUGUUUUGGUCUGAGCAUGGUUUGUUCCAUUUGGAGCUGCAGAUAGGUCUUCUGCUGGUUCCUGUGACCUUCAUACAGCUCACACAGAGUGUCACAAUGCCAGGCAUGGUGGUUCAUGCCUGUAAUCCCAGCACUUUGGGAGGCCGAGGCAGGUAGAUCACGUGAGGUCAGGAAUUCAAGACCAGCCUGGCCAACAUGGUGAAGCCCCAACAUAUUUCAUAUUCAUAAAAACAUGAAAAAUUAGCCAGGCAUGGUGGCACGCGCCUGUAAUCCUAGUUACUGGGGAGGGUGAGGCAGGAGAAUUGCUUGAACCCAAGAGGUGGAGGUUGCAGUGAGCUGAGAUCGUGCCACUGCUCUCCAGCCUGGGUGACAGAGUGAGACUCUAUCUCAAAAAAAAAAAAACGUGUUACGAAAAGUGUGAGCUGGAUGAAUACUUGCCAGGAUUUAGGUCAGCAUUUGAUAGGCUAGAUCUGAAAAGUGUGAAUACCUUACUAGACAAGAUAAAUAGCAACCAGAAUCUCUUGAAUCUCUGGAAGAGAAGCAAGAAUUUUGCCAAUCUGUCUGUUCUAAAGACGAAAGGGGAUGAAGAAUGGUGUCCCUCAACUUGGUCCAGCACUGUGUCUGUAUGCUCCUGACAUUGUGGGAGAAAGAGAUGGAAUUCAACUCUUUAAAAGUCAUGGGGGGGGUGCUUGAAAAGAGUGUUCUAGGUUCAGUGGCCCCAAAAAGUCCCCCCUAUGACCACUGUCAGGGAGUGUGCGCAUCCAUGCUAUCCAAUAUUAGAAUGACCCACUCAGAAAUGCAAGGAGUUGAACAAUCAUUCAGCUGGCUGCAUUUCAUGUUUAUUAACUUUACUUUUUGGGUGAAGAAUAUUUUCACUGCACACUGCUCAAGUGAUCCCAUGAAAAUGCUGUUUGCAUGAGAUUGGAUCACACAUAUCCAUAUAUCAUAAACACUCUUCCAAGGAAUUCUGGUUCUCUGAAUCUGGAAAUUGGUUUUAUUUUCUUCUCCCUAUGCAUAUUCAGUGUUUUAGACACAUAUAAAACCUUACUUCUCUGAGUAUUCACUGUACUUACUUCUCUGAGUAUUUCAGCUUUUGUCUACACUAUCACUCUAUUGGAAUGCCUUCCUCUCCCUAUUCCCUUUCUAAAUUAUUAAAAAUCAUAUGCAGCCUUAAGAGCCCAGCUCAAAUAGCACUAGAACAAUGAAACCCUCCCUAACCUUCAUGGAAAAUAAUUUCUGUACUGAGCACUACCAUAUUAAUUUUUUCUUAUAUUUUUUAGUAUCUUUCCCAUUCUUCCUGAAGGCAUAGCUAUUUGGUGUUUGUUUUUCUUAUGAACUUUAAGCUUCUCAAGAGAGAGGAUCAGACAAUACUUAAGAAAGGCCUUCUAGACAGAAGAGCCUCAGGAGAGGUAAAAUGGCCAGAUGUUUUGUUUACCAUAUAUCCUUAAUGCCUGUCAUAGUGUCAGAAGCAUAGUAUAGGUUCUCAAUAAAUAUUUGUGUAAUGAUAAAGUGGAUGGCACAUUGUGCACUUUAUAAAUACUGAAUUAAACAGCAAGUUGAUGUUCAGUUUGUAUAACCUUAAACUACCAACCUUUCAUUUACUCAGUUGACUCACAAUUCCCAGUUUUUUUUAAAAAAAAAUCUCCUUUUUAAAUCAAUCUUCUUCAGCAUUUUUCUAAGAUAUUUUUCAUCUUUUCUGCUGUGUUUCAGCAGCUACAUUUAAUUUUCCUUUUAUGGUGCUCUAAGGACCUUAACACUAUCCAAAAAGUAACACUAUUCACAAAGUUUAAGAAGUGGCUUUUGUUUAUUUAAUCGGAUUAGAUCAUAUCUAUCCUUUUGAUUUUCUUUGGUUUUAUUUCUCUUCUGAGAAGUCAUGCACAUUGUGAGUUGGUAGAUUACGUUACCUAAGCAAUUUUUACAAUUCGGAGGUGAAGAUAAAAAGAUGUCAUGAGAGAGACAGGGCUACAGAACUGUAGCUGGGAGAAAGGGGUCUCCACCCCCAAUUUAGUUCUAAAUUUUAAACUGUUGCCAAAUGCUGCCUGUCCUAUUAAUAGAUAAAAGAAUACUCUGUCCACAGGCCUUUGGCCACAGUUGAGCAUGACAAUGUUUACACACUGCAUUUUGGCAUCAUUUUAUGAAUAGUUCCCACCCUCUAUAUCCCCGAAGUGAAGAUGUCAUAUAGUUCAGCCAAAAUUCUCAGGCCACUGUAAAAGCUAUAUAAUUGAUAUGAUUAACUAUUUACAUAGAGCACAGAAAAAAUCAGGGUUACCUUGACAAAACCAUAUUCCCCCUCCCAAACUUUUAUAAAGAGAGAAUCUGACCUGUUGAUCUCAAAGUGGAGAGCAUGCUAAUUAUACUGUCAUGAACAUUGGCUUCAUUAGAUCCUUCUCUUGAAGGGACAAAAAAUGGAAUCCAGCCCCUUAAAAGACAAAUGAUAUCUAAGUGGGAAUCUCAUGAUAUCUAAGAGCCCCGGGUUGGGAAGCUCCUAACCACAAUCCCUUUAUUACCUCAUGGGACCUUAAUUUCAAGUAAAACAUUUCUGUCUUAGCUUUCUCACAAAAAUAUUUCCCAUGUCUUUCUAUUUGCGUUUCAUAGCAAUGUGACUCUAGAAUUAAGUGAAAUAUUCCCAAACAUUAAAUGUUUUGUCAUUGACUCUUUUACUUAUACUAUUAAUAUUAAUUACCCCUAUUCUACCUCUGCUUUUUAAUUUCUUUUUAUCAGGAGAACUUGGUAACUAUCAAGUUAAUUAUGUCUUCUUUUCAUAAAAUUUUGGAUUUAGAAAUAUUUAGAUAAAGUCAUGAGUGUAUCUUGAAGGAAACAGCCACCAUUGCUGUAUUUGAUAGCAUGAUGCCUCAAACUCUCCAGAGGCCCUCUCUUUGGUAUCUUAUAGCCCAGUAGACACACAUUUACACAGGUAAAAGAAUGCCAGUGUCACUUUGAGCAAAAAUGAAUGAAAAAUGAACUGGGAAAGUGCAAUGUUGAAAGAGUGACUUAUCCUAGGAUAGUAAGAAUAUUUUAGAAUAGUAAGAGUACUUUAAUCAAGUAUUUUUAAGCAAGAGUACUUUAGGAUGAUGAGUGAGUAGGAACAAGAAGAGACUAGGGCUGGGAAAGAGGGAAAUUAGUAAGUUAUUAAGGAGGAAAGAAUGAGAGACAAAAGAAGGGAGAAAGAGGACUGAUACAGAGAAUCAGAGAGAAACUGGAUAAAGGAAAUCAGAUCCAGGUAUACCCUCCAGUCUCUUGGUUCUGGUGAGCAUACCCCUUCUUCAGACAGCCCUGAAUUUCCUUCCUUUCUCUCUGCUCUCUCUUGACCAGAAGAGUAAUUGUUCAGCUCCUCUUGGCUUCUGGCUUCCCUCCUGCUCUUCCAGGUGUCAAAAAAAGAAGUUACAAUGAAAAAUGAGGUACAUAUUAGAAAUAUAUUUAGUUUAAUUGCUGUUUAUUUCUAGAAACUAUUUUUCUAAUGUCAUAGGUAAUGUUUUAGUCAUGCAACUUCUCAGAACAAGGAAAAUCACUAAAAGUCAUCUCAUUAAAAAAAAAAUUACCAGAGUACUUUUCUUAAAUAAAGUCUAAUAUCAAACAGUGUGGCCAUAGGUAAAAGUUAUGUGGAGAAAGGAGCAAAAUUAUUUUCCUAUCAUAAGACAGAAAAGGACCUCUAGAGGAUCUGGUUCAUCUAUCUUCAGGGAAGAAAUAAUGCUAUCCUUAAAUUCCUCCAGAGGAUUGGUGAACAUUUCCUUCUGUAACCCACACUUAUAAAGUAAAAAAUUGUGUUUCAUGUCAAUAAAAUCCUCCAGUUUAAGUCACCACGUGCAAGUCUGACAGAUACUAUCCUCAUAUUUAGUUGUACACAUCCACAUAUUUUUUUUAAAGAAACGUGUCUGCAGUUCAGAAGAGUCACCACUAGAUGGAGACCUCAUAUCUACAUUUUAAAUCCCAAUCUUGGCAAUUCUCUAGCUUGGGUGAGCACAGGCUCUACACAGUCCGGUUUUUGUUGGUGUUGUGGGAAUUUUUGUUGUUGUUGUUUUGAGACAGUCUCGCUUUGUUGCCCAGGCUGGAGUGCAGUGACGCGAUCUCGGCUCACUGCAACUUCCGCCUCCCGGGUUCGAGCGAUUCGUGUGCCUCAGUCUCCCGAGUAGCUGGGACUACAGGCGUGUGUACCACCACACCCAGCUAAUUUUUGUACUUUCAGUAAAGACAAGUUUUCUCCAUGCUGCCCAAGCGGGUCUUGAACUCCUGGGCUCAAUCGAUCCGACCGUUGCGACCUCCCAAAGUGCUGGGGCGGCCCUACACAGUCCGUUUUCAUGCCCCUUGUGCUGAUAUAAUUAUUAAGAACAACCCUUUCCUUGCUCUUUUGAGAAAAUUUGAAAUAAUGCUCUAAAUCUACACAAUUUAAGACAAAAAAAAAAAAAGCUUUGAGCUUAUUUUAAGCAGUUUAUAUAUUUUUUUACUAAACCUCUCAGGUUGUAUUAAUCACACCAAACCUAAUGACACAGAAACCACUCUCUCAGUAAGUCUUGGGUUACUGUAUGUUUAGUUUUGAUGUUCCUUAAUUGUUCAGUUUAAUUAUUAUGCCCGCCAGUUUAAUAGUUCUUCUCUAACUUGUGUUUUCCAAAUAUUUUGCUCCUAUCUCCAAUUAUUUUAGCCACACUUCCUUCAGGUAUGCCCAAGUAUAUGGGAAUAGAUUUGCCUCAAGUCACUCAAAAUUUAUUUUUAAAGUUAACUUUCCAAAACAUAACCAUCAGGAACGGCCGUUAAGUUUGCUCUUAGCCUUCUUUAUGUAAUUCUAAAACUAGUCCAAUCUGAAUAUGUGUGUAUCUGGGUAUAGCUUUAUUUUCAUCUGGCAAUAACUAGGCAUCUACAAUAAACUCCUAAUUUGUCAUUUUAUUUAUGUAUAUAAUCGGCAUUUCAGAUAAUCAGAUUUCAUCUUGAAGUGAAUAAGAAAUGUAUUUCAAAAUGUCUCUCAUAAAGUGAUCACUGGAUUCCCAAGAUAGUUCACAAUCUCCCCAGCCUCUCUCCUUUCAGUGAGAAUAUCUGGGUAUUGAAGGCAGAGAACCCCUGGCAGCCUUCCUGACAUGUGUCCUCAAGCUAUUUUGGUUCUUAGUCAUUUGAAAUUCCAGGGCCUCUGAUGGCUGGAUCAUUGCUAAAAAGGCCAAAUGUUUUUGUUUACUUCCUCUAAGCUAAUUAUAUCCUCACCCUCACAGCUUAGCCAGCCUCCUGGUCUGGGCUUCUCCUUUGCUAAUUCCAUCAAAGCCCUACUUAUUUAUGGGUUUCAGGUGUUCCUCUGCCAACCAUUUCAUCUUUUUUUUCUUCCAACCAAGAGCAAAGGUAGAGGGAAGACAAGGUGUUCUUUUCCAAAGUGUAUGUGAAACCAUUUAUAGCCUCUGUUGUUUCCCUAAAAAAAAAAAAAAAAAAAAAAAAUUUCCUUCUAGCCACAUGACCACAAGAUACUAAUACAAGGUACUCUUUCUUAGCAAACUCAAUUCAACCUUCUUUGGGGGUUAAUAUUUUAUAAGCUCUUUCUGACCUCCAGCCUGCCAAUCUCAGUGCACUGUUUUGGGUUUGCUUAUCGAGUAUUCUUCCUUUCUUUUCACAGAAGUUAAAUAUCUCCUUAACAAAUUUAAAUUGUGCGCAACAGUGCCACCCAUUUUAAAGCAAAUACAGCAGGUGUCCACCAUUGUUUUGGAUACACCUUUAGAGUUUUUGAUUUGCCUAGUUUUCUAUUUCAUCUUUCUUAUUCCUUCUAUUUUCCAUAACCUUGUAAUGAUAGGUUUAGUUGUAAAAUCCAGAACUAAAUACAAUAAAAAUCAGAUAGAAUUGUACUGAGAUUAUAAGAGAUUAACUUCUUGAAAGUCCAAUUGUGCUUUUUGUUUCUUUUUUCCUUUCUUUUCUUUUACGCUACCUCCAGAUUUUUGUUAUCAACUAAAUGUUUUUUCUUUGUACUCAAUGGAUAAUCUUAACUUCGUUAUUCCCAGGGGCAACCUCUAGGUGAGUGCUUGCUGUCCAGCCACUAGCAUAGUUGGGCAAGAUAUGAUCUACUCAAAGCACAGGGGCUUAUGGCUUAUUGUUUUUACGUUUUUACCCAUCUCCAUGCUAUAGUGUAGAAUAAACAUCAUUUUUUAGUUCUGUCAUGAUUUAAGGAGGUUGAGAAGCUCCACGUUUAGGUACAACAAAUGGGAAUAUCAUCUAGGCUGGGCUGGGGUGCAGGACCCCCAGCAGCUGUGGGAAGAGAAGAAAGCAGAAGAAGCUGUCACUUAAAAUGCACUGGGGUGCUUUUGAAACAUUCCUUGUACUUCUCCCCUACCCCAAUCCAAGGGUGCUGGUUGUCCAAUUGUGUCACCACCCUGACAAAUAAGUGAAUAACUGUCACAUUCAAGACUUCACUUUUAUUGAUGUUCACUGCACCAGUAUCUGUAAAAGAGAAAGUUGUUAGAUAGUGGACAAGUCCCAUUCUCUAAAUGUGAUUUUUUUUCUCCAGGAUAUCAUCAUCCAAACUAUUCUUGCCUUGUAAUAUUUGUCUAUACCGUCUUGUUUGUUUUAAACCAGCCAUCUUUGAUAGUCAGUUUUUGAACAUAAAUCUUCAUCCAUAUUUGUAGAAUUGUUCAUCUAAGCAACAGGUAUCCUGCACUUGAUAAGCUCUCACAGUCUCAUUAUGAUAAAACAGAUAUUCCAGCAGGCCAUCACUGAUAUACUCUUUAUAAAACCAUGAAUGUUGCUAGCAAACAGUUGAGGAAUUUGUUUGUGGCUGUUUCCCAGAGAAAUUCUAACUUGGGAGUUAAUAUUUGUGUGUGUGCGUGUGUGUGUGUCUGAGAGUGUGUUUCUAUAUAUCUCAUCAGGUACUUUUAUCUUUUGCAUUUCCACAUAUUUCCCCAAAAAUGAUAGUUACUAUCCCUGUCAUCUAAGGCCCUAGGACAUUAUAAACUACUCAAAGGUAAGAGACUAUAUUUUCUUCUUUUGCUUGGUCUUGCCAUAAAUAUGCCCAGCAGGUUCACCUAUAACCCCAAAAUAUAUACUCGUAUUUUGAAUAUUCAUCCAGACCUGUAGGUUUGAAAACAGAGGUGUUUAAGUAAUUAUCUUGUAAGUCCGCCUCUGGACCAUUCCAAGGUUUGUCCUCUAGCCAACCUAUAUGUUUAUCCUUUUUGAAAAAAGUAUUAAACUGUUAAAAUAAUUUGUCUUUUUCUCACUGUGCAUUCAAUUUAACAUUCACUAACAUAUGAUAAUGAACAAGGGGUCAUGUUCAAAAUUCUAUUACAAGAACAGUGGAAGAUACAAAUACAAAUAAGCCAUGGUCCUGCCCCUCAAGAAACAGUCUAGUGGGGAGACACCCAAAAAGUCUAAUAAAUGCUAGGUACAAAAUAUGAGAACACUGUUUUGUCGCCUUCUCUCACAGUCUAAUAAAAUGGCAAAUGCUUCCUGUUUAUUGCUUGUCUAAUGCCUUUUUUUUUCCGAGACAAGUUCUUGCUCUGUCAUCAGGUUGGAGUGCAGUGGCAUGAUCACAGCCCACUGCAGCCAUGACUGCCUGGGCUCAAGUGAUCCUCCUGCCUCAGCCUCCUGAGUAGCUGGGACUACAGGCUUGUGCCACCCCUCCUAGCUAGUUUUUUGUUUUUUGCAGAGGCAGAGUCUUGCUAUGUUGCCCAGGCUGGUCUUGAACUCCUGAGCUCAAGUGAUCCUCCCCCUUCAGCCUUCCAAAUUACUAAGAUUAUAGGCAUGAGCCACCAUGCUCAGUUCUAUUGCUUUUAUAAUAUGACCUAAGGAACACUUUUCUGUUAUCUCAGGAAUGAAAGUUCUUGUCCUUUGUGUAUGUAUCUUGUCAAAAAGGACAAGGCUCAGGUGACAGUGGGGAUGUAAAUAACUGCAUUAUCAUCCUGAAUAAAUCAUAUCAUGGAGAGAUAGUCACAGGCUAGCUAAGCUCUAGCUUUCGACUUUCCUUUGACUCUCUUUCCAAGGAGUCGCAUUUUUGGGUCAAAGUCAGAGGAGGCUUGCGGGAAUCAAGAGCAGCUCCUCCUUCCUGGAGGAGGGGACUUCGUCUUAAGGCUUGAUAACAAAGCCUUUCUGUUCCACUUGAAGGGAUCGAUCUGAGGGAAGAAGAGAAUAGAGUUAACCUGUAGUGUCCCUUGAAAGCUUUGCUUUAAAAUAAUUCAUUUGUGUUUUAAAUAAGAAAAAUGUACAUACAUCUGGUGGACUUACUUGCAUAUUUUUAACACUUACCAUGCACCUACUUAUAAGGAAAAUAUUAUACUCUUUACCGUUAGCAAACGCUCCACUACUGAGGGUUGUUUUAAGUCCCUAAUAGGACCCAUUAGAGUUCAGUAAGAAAUGCAACUUGAACAGUCCCUAAGAUAAAAUUUUCUAGGAAGUAAAAAACUAAAUGCCUGAAACUAUGCAGACACAGAUCAAGUCUCAUGCACGUCAUUUAAACAGACAGCUGAAAUGCUGACACGGCCUAUCCAGCCAGAGCCUUCUCUUAAGAGUUCUCCAGUGUUGACAAUUUCAGCUGCUCUAGCAGCCUCUAAGCACUAAAAACUGUAGCCAUCUAAAUCCUUACAACUUAGGUAAGAAUCUCUUUAGAGAUUACAUUAUACCAGCAAGAGAAUAUGAAUAGCACAUAUGGCUUUAUUUGCAACAAAAUCCCAGAAUUUUUGCUUGCUCUUUGAGGUUAAAAUCAAAGAUUUUUCACUCAGGAUUAGCCUAGCUGUAGAACAGCGACUGUAUAAUAAAGAUGAGUUCAUAAACUGUAUGAGUUCAGUUAUGGUCCGGAAAAUUUGCUGCCAUUUUGUGAUGAAGUGUUUGGUUUUUCCUUGUAGAAACUUAGUGUCAUUGUACAUCAACUUAGAAAAUAUGAAUUUAUUAAAAAUAUGCGAUGGAUUAUGCAGCAUGCUUACAUUUGAAAAUGGAGACUGUGCCUUUAAAUAGUUAAAGGACUCCUGACCUUCAAAUAUCAGUUUGGGCAUAUUACUGGAGAUCCAGGUUGAAAGGUGUUGAAAAAAAAAGUUCCAUAUUUAUGUAUAGUCAGUGGUCAACAUGGAGAAGCCAUCUUUUUAAAGAGAUCAGUUCUGUAAAGCAUAAUGCCUACUACACAGACAUCAUUAUUCUACUUAUAAGUCUGUUUUUUAAAUUCCAAAUACCUGUGGUAGUAGAGAGCAAUAAAUAUUCUAAAAUGAGGGCUAUUGGUCCUUUUGUGACUGAGCUAUAUGAUAAACCAAGGAAAACUACCAAAGUUAUGUGUAUAACUCUUUAAGGUACACAAUAUAGCAGAGAAUCAUUUAGACAACUUCAUAGAAAGUUGAGAGGAUUAAUCAAAUUUUUUAAAACUUUUCAAGGAGCCAAAUUUAAUUUCUCAAUACCCUAUGAGAUUUUUUGUUAACUAUUUUAGAUUCUUGUCUGAAGAAUGCAUAAAUGUAAUAAAACCAUUAAAUACGGUAGUAUCUUGUGGCCUUUCUGUGUGGCGGAGCUCGUUUGUCCAAGGUGUGAUCUACCAGUGCUCACUCGUAGUGAGAUCAGUGCCAAAUCAUAGCAAAAGCUAAUCAUUCUUAGUUUAAUCCUGCCCAGCUAGUCUUCCUCCAGGCAUCAGCUACCUGAAUUUAAAAGACCAUAUUAGAAAUGAAAAGUAGUCUCUCAUUUAUCAUAUGUCAAAUUCAAAGGUAUAGCUGCUUGUGAAGACUGUAUUGUUUUAUUUGCCUAUCUCAGAAAGAGGUCUGCCUACCUGUCUUUAGGAAAAAGCAAUGCUUUGUGUAGCUUCAAUUAGUCCUGCAUCAGGUUAUUUUAAUAUUUCCUACAGCAAAAACCAAGCACAUAAGUCUCCAAUCCUGAAAGUCACUAGAAUAUUGACAUAAGAAAUUCUGUGUCAGCAAUAUCACAAAUAUUUACACCUCAUUUUGGGUCCUGCAUGUGUUACCAAAUUGGCCUCCAAACAGCAAGUGAUAGAAAAUUCAGGUGUUUUAUUGGAUUUCAGAAUUGAGAUUCAAAAUUAAGUACUCUUGGGAUAAAAGAAAUUAACGAGCUUUUGACAUUUCAAGAACCCACUUGAGAUUCUCAAAGGCUUCAUUCAGUAAGGAACUCUAAUGAAUAGAUCAGGAAGUCAUACAUGAGAAAGAAAACAAGCAUGUCUAGUGAAAGCUAUGCCCACUGAGCAAAGAGCACAUUUUAUUCAGACUAUUUGUAUUCAGAUGUACCCUAAAGACAACUAUGCUAUAAUGCGUUUCUCCUACUUCCGGGCCUCUAGCCCUACCCAUUGCACAGGUGGACAUUGUUUUUAGUUUUUUCUUUGUGGGUAAGGGAAAAAGAGGACAUCAGGUGAAGAGUGCCAUUACUAUUUAAGAACUAGCUGUGCAGGAAGGGUUAAAUCAAGUCCUUUACAGGGUGAUCUUUUUUCCAUCUCCUUAGGGCGACUGCAUUUCAAAAUAGGCCAAAGCUGAAGUCAUAGGAAGAAUUAAUUGCAGGUUUUCAGGAAACAGCCUUUUGGAAAGCUUGGGGACACAGCAGGUAGUCUCCCUAGAGCCUUUGAAAAUACAUGUCGGUCCUUCUCAGAUUAGGCCGAAACUCCAAAUCCUUGUUAAAGGUUUUCCUGGAAUUCUACAGUCUGGUUUGAUCAGUUUAUUAUUAAGUACUGAAUGACAGAGAAGGAUACACAGGGAAGACUUGUAUCACAUAAAGAAAAAUAAUUAUUUCCUUCAUGAGAAACUUAAUUCUAGGUUACUUACAGUAGCUGCCUUGUUGGGGAGGGGAGACAUAAAUUUGUAAAUAGUGGUGGGUUUUUUUGUUUUUGAAUAUUUGAAAAGAUGCUUCAAGCAAUAAUAAACUAGAUGUGCAAUAAAUCUUGUCGAGUGGUAGUAUGUGCUGGUUUCGGAAAGGUGAAAAGAGAAUUGUAACAUCAAGUGGCUUUUAUAUAUCAAGCUAAGUAGGGGCAUGCCUUUCCAAAGGGCGUAUUUGAUCCUACAGUUAAUUUUAACAUUUGGGCUGGAAGCUUAACCUCAUCAGGAGUGGAACUAGAUUUUGUGGAGUUCCCCUUAUCCAAACUACAGUAUGCUUAACUAUUUUCUCCCGGCAUUUUCCACAUCUCAGCCCCCUAGGACCAGCUACUGGAGAGUCAUUUUGUCCAUUUUCAUUGAUCUGGCUACAUAAGGAAUAUCCUGUUUCUUUAAAUCCUCAAUGCUUAAAUUGCCAUGUAGAAACCAACUCCCUAUCAACGUUCUGCAUUUAAUCCUUGGCUUCUUGUUAUAUUUUCAUUUUUCUGCACUCGUUCCCAUGGCAACAAGUCUGUUAGCAGAGAAAGUAUGACUCUGCUUUUAGCCUUCUGCACAAGACAAAAUCCUUCUGGUGAUCCUCAGGCGAGUAUUAUAUAAAAAGUCAGGAACUGACUGCAGUUCCUUUGGCUAAUGUCUCUAAUAUGUCACUCUCUUGUAUGCAUUUUCCACCCUAUGCCCAAACCAGGCUUGAGAAAAAAAAGUAUUCAAGGACCCUGUCAGUAUCUCCUUAAAUACUGACACAAGUAUUCAAAGGCCCUCCUAUCCAAUCACAGCUGCAAAGACUGAAUAUUUUGGUUCAGAUGGCUUUCCCUUCUCCCUAAGUGUCAAUGACUUAACUGACAUAAAUGAGUAAUUAAUGACAAGGACUACUGGGAGCAGCAUCAAGAAGCAACUUUCAUUUUUCUAUAAACACCCUAGGUAAUAAGUAUGUCCUGAAUUGAGCCUUAAAUCAGUAUCUAAUAAGGCAAUGGAACAUUGAAGCAGAUUUUCUCCUGAUGAGUAGUUAAGUGGCAUAUGAGGAGAGGCCAAGGCGUCACCCCACAGUUCUGAGCUCAUAAAGAGGAAGAGAUAACAAAGAUGUAGAUAAGAAAAGAGGACACUGUAACUGGUGGCUACAUAUGAGCAAGGGAGCUUAUUCAGUUGGGACGAUUCAGGGUUCAAGUACAAAAAUGGCAUGAAACCUACUGAAGAAUAAGAAAAUGGAGCAUGGAGAAAGAAAGGGUUUUUAAGAGUUAACAGUCAGUAGAAAGGGAGCCUGCAAAUGAGAGAAUAGCUUCAUGUAGACUUUGGCCCAACUCUGUCUACAAAUUUGUUUAAGUAAUGUUUCUCUUAAUAACAGAUGAUAUAUUUUGUUUUGAACUUUGGAAUUCCAUUGUGGCUUGGCACUAAACUAAGCCUAGCAAUCCUCAAUCUCCUAUGUCCUCAAUAUCUAUAAACAAGCAGGAACUGUUUGUCAGAAAUUAAACAGGACUUAUCUGAUUGUGCUUUUUUAAAAAAAAAAUUAAUUCAGGGGAAUGAAAAUAUAUGUUAGAAAUAAAAAUGUGGUUAUCUCAGCUAUAGAUAAGAAAAUUAUCAAAUGUAAAUGAUCCCUUUUUUGCUGAUCUUAUAAAAUAUGUGAUAAAUACAUUGAAGUUUUAAAGUUAUCUGCUUAUAUUGUACAAAGAUAUUUUUGGCUCUUUAAAGGUUAUUUUCCUAUAUUAAGAAAAGCUUUCUUAUAUUAAAAACUUUUAUUGUGACUCAGGUUUUGUGUCUAUAUAUAGACACACAUACAUAGGAGGUGUUUUUCUUUGCACAUUUGUUUUGCACAGCUAAAAUAAUGAGGUUAAAUAAUGCCCAGGUAUGGUCAAUUGACCUUUAUAAUAGCUAGCUUAAAGAAAGCAUUUGACAAAUGGACAAAAGAAAUCACAUUGUAUUUCUUUGUAUCUCUCUAUUCCUCUUAACCUUCCCCAACCCUCUACUAAAGAUUAUGUCUUAUUUAGUCAGGAAAUCUUAUGUAAUUUUUUGGAAAGUCCAUAGGAAAAGCAAGAUGCAACUCUCAGGCAAACAGAACAUAAAGCAGCUCCCAUAUGUGCUAGAAAGGUCAUUAAUCUUCAGAAUAUACUGUUGAAAUAAUUUUUAUUUUCAAUACUUAUAGAGUUUUUACACUCAGAGGACUCUUACUGGUCUUGAAUUUGGAAAAGACAUCUGGUUCAGGUCAGUGAGGACUGUUGUAUGUUAAGUUUUACUCCAGGAAAUUUGGUUUUAGCUUUGGUGACACUUAGCAUCAGUGGAAUGCAAUGAAUGCCUAAUAUUUCUGCUUUAUGUUUGGGCAUUUCUCUUUAACAUCCUCAAGUACACUUUCAUCCUUGAAAAUGCAAACCUAUUUUCUGUUUGAAAUGAAGAGAAAGGUAAUUGAUAGAUAAACCAGAUAGUUUUUGUUUGAAGAGCCAAUCAAGUUUCUCUUUGUACUCAGUAGGGACUAAAGGAAGCCUAAGGAUAAUGACACUGUCUUCAUAUGAAGGAGAAAUUUUUUACUAGUGGGAAAUUAGAAGUAAAUCUACCAAAAUCUGUUUGUAAAUUUUAAAGACCACCAAAAAAGACCUUGAAAAAAAUAAAAUUACUGCAAGAUUACUGUUGGCUAUUAUUGAAAGUACUACAGUUUUAUUUUUCCACUUUACAACCACCCAACGGCACACCAACCAGCUGUAUAUAAGAAAACCAUAAUAUGAACUAGGCUCUUUCUAUUAAAAAAGAAAUAUUACACUAACAUGAACAGUUCUGAAGGAAGACAGUGGUAGGUUUUCAAAUGGUUUGUUAAGAAUUAUAUGUAAACAGAUACUAGAUACUAUGUUUUGGAUUUUUAAGUAUGAAAAUUAUUUUGUCCUAAACUAUUUGCUAAUUGAUUACCUUUGACCUCAGUUAUUGUGGGGCAUCAUCUUUUUAUUACUCUAUAAAGAAGUUCUAAUUCUACCUAUAUGAAUUAGUAUUUUCUCAUGUGCCAAACGCACACACAUAAAUUUUCCUUUUCUCAUUUCAGGAAAUAUUUCACUCUUCUAUAAGUUUAAGAAAAAUUUCUAAGCAGUGAUACAACUUUGGGUCACUAUUUUAGUAAAAUGAAGACAGUCUCUAGACUCAUUUUUUUAAAUAUCUGACUUCACUACCAUAUGUGCAGCACAACAGUGACAUCUUAAGGCCAAGUAACCAGAGCUCCUUUAGCCAGAGAAAGAACUUGAGUUGGGAUCUGAUUUCAAAGAAAUCCCAAGUCGUUUUCAAAUUUACAAUAUUUGACUGGUAGAGAAAGUGCUUCUUUAUGACUUCUUUUGCAGUCUUUGUGAACUUUUUAAUGUGCAUUAGUAAACAUUGACAUUUUACAUAGACAUACUGUAUAUUAAUGCAUGCAUUUCACUGCAUAGUUUAUUGACACUCCCCUUGUAAAGCUUUUAUGGAAGAACCAAUAGGCCACAGCAGUAUAGCAAAAGAGGCUUAAUCUUUAUAAAUUGGGGCCUUUUCUGUCUCUUUGCUAGCCUAGGUGGCUGUAAACAAAUUCGGGUGGGAGGGGGCAGGAAACACCUCUUAACAUUUAAGGUUUUCUACUUGGGUGUACUCUAGCCAAUUCAAAACAAAUUGCUUACUUUAAUAAUGCAAUUUUACCAUUUUAUAAAAAAAUUAAAUCACAACAUGUUUAACUGAAAUGGCUGUAUUGUAAUUAAUAUUUUGAGAUAAUUGUGAUUUUGAGCUUAAAUUAUAUAUAAAAAUUGUCAUUUUUGUAUGUGUUAAAAAGACUACUAUAUCACAAUUAAAAGUACUUUUUAGUUGAACUACAUAUUGAUGUAAAUAAAACUGAAUGAAGACAUAUUUACUACUUUAACAUAGAUUGUGAAUGUACUUACUGGUUUUUUUGCAGUAUGAAACCAUAACAACCUUGAAAGCUGCUUCAUUUUAUGUGCAAAGUCCUAUGAAUCUAUAUUUUAAAUUUACUGAUCCUGUGAAAUUAAUUUCUUUGUCAGUUAAUUUGCAAAUGCGAGCUGUAUUCUUCAGUUUUAUGUAUUGACACUAAUUGGUAAAGGUGUACAAUGUGAUUAGAAUGCAUUUUGAAGAUGCUUUCUGUACAGAUACAAAAUACAGGGACUAAAAUAAUGCUGUGCAGUGUAUAGCAGAGCCAUUUUUCGGCUUUGGUGUACUCAACUUUUUCAGUAUUUAAAAAAGUGUUUUGAAUAACAUAAAAGUCUCCUUAUUGUAUAAAUAAUAAAAUGUCACCUUAUUGUAAA
Messenger RNA from Callithrix jacchus (white-tufted-ear marmoset), 26895 nucleotides. It is a transcript of the gene LRRC7, whose product is annotated as leucine rich repeat containing 7. Gene Ontology annotation, cellular component: basolateral plasma membrane; axon initial segment; postsynaptic membrane. NCBI's taxonomy places the organism in Eukaryota, Metazoa, Chordata, Mammalia, Primates, Cebidae. The record is from RefSeq and is a predicted model, not a curated record. Gene Ontology annotation, molecular function: protein kinase binding. Gene Ontology annotation, biological process: cell-cell adhesion; neurotransmitter receptor transport, endosome to postsynaptic membrane; receptor clustering.